This is a messenger RNA of Electrophorus electricus (electric eel), 5730 nucleotides long. The record is from RefSeq and is a predicted model, not a curated record. NCBI's taxonomy places the organism in Eukaryota, Metazoa, Chordata, Actinopteri, Gymnotiformes, Gymnotidae.
AGCGCUGCGAGGAAUGUGCCGUUAAUGAGAAAACGGAGUGUCGUUGAGCGGUAAGGGGCAAACAGACACAAAAACGAAUAGAAUGCUAUAAACCACAAAAAGGGGCGACAGGGAGGCAGAAGAGGGCAGGAAGCACAGGAGGAACACGCAUGGAAAGGACUAUUAUAAGGCGGAACGCGCAAAACCGUGGAGGUCUUUUUUUCGCUAUCCAUGCGGAGAUUUGAGCUAACGGACUUGUCGCUCGCCUGAACCAUGAAGGGGUUGCUUCUCCUGAGUUUGGCGUUGAGCUUUCACAGAGUAUGGAUGGCACGGUUCUCUCAGGAACCAGCAGAUCAGUCGGUGGUUCUGGGCCAGAGGGUGGUGUUGUCCUGUGUGGUCUUCAACUACUCGGGCAUCGUGCAGUGGACCAAGGAUGGGCUUGCCUUGGGCAUUGGGGAGGGCCUCCGAGCCUGGCCGCGGUACCGUGUGCUGCGGCUGGCAAACGUGGGCCAGUACAACCUGGAGAUCUCUUCUGCCGAGCUCUCCGAUGACUCGUUAUACGAGUGUCAGGCUACAGAAGCUGCCCUACGUUCUCGCAGAGCCAAACUCACUGUUCUCAUUCCUCCCGAUGAGCCAGUGAUCGAGGGUUCCCCAGAGAUCCUCCUCACUGCAGGUGUAUCCCACAACCUAAGCUGCAUGGCUCGGGGAGCCAAGCCCCCCGCUGUGAUAGAGUGGCAGAAAGACGGCUUGCCUGUAGAGGGCGCAGUCAGCACAACGGAAGUGCUGCCAGACAGGAAGCGAGUCACCACGCGGAGCUUCCUGCCCGUGCUCCCGGUGGACACCGACACAGGGAGGAACUUCAGCUGCAUGGCCACCAAUCAGGCGGUGCCCAAGGGCAAACGUGCUUCUGUCACUCUCAAUGUGCACCACCCUCCUGUGGUGGUGUUAUCUAUUGAGCCACGCUCUGUGCUGGAAGGAGACAGGGUGACCUUCACCUGCCAGGCCACUGCCAACCCCCCGAUAAUGGGCUACAAGUGGGCCAAGGGUGGUGUGGUUAUCCAAGGAGCCAGAGAGAGUGUGUUUGUCACUAAGGCGGACCACUCUUUCUUUACCGAACCGGUCUCGUGCCAGGUGUUCAACGCAGUGGGGAGCACCAACGUCAGCAUACUCGUGGAUGUCCACUUCGGCCCCAUCCUGGUGGUGGAGCCAAAGCCAGUAUCGGUGGACAUGGACUUGGACGUCACUCUGAACUGUAAGUGGGCGGGGAAUCCCCCCCUCACUCUAACAUGGACGAAGAAGGGCUCCAGUAUGGUGUUGAGUAAUAAUAACCAGCUGUAUUUGAAGUCGGUGAGCCAGGCUGACGCUGGCCAAUACGUGUGCAAAGCCAUAGUGCCCAGGAUCGGCGUCGGGGAGACCGAGGUCACUCUCACUGUCAACGGUCCCCCCAUCAUCUCCAGUGAGCCCGUUCAGUACGCAGUCAGAGGAGAGAGAGGAGAGCUGACGUGCUACACCACCAGCACCCCUCCGCCAGACAAGAUCGUGUGGGCUUGGAAGGAGAACGUGUGGGAGAAGGAGAAAGGCACCCUGCCCGAGCGCUACACAGUGGAGCAGAGCAAGCCCUCCGCAGAAGGAGGGGCCGUGCUCUCCACACUCACCAUCAACAGCGUCAUGGAGUCUGACUUUCAGUCCACCUACAACUGCACAGCGUGGAACGCGUUCGGCCCAGGGACCAUGAUCAUCACGCUGCAGGAAAGUGAAAUAAUUCAUGUUGGAGUCAUUGUAGGGGGCACAGUAGGCUGCUCCAUACUGCUGUUGCUCUGUCUGCUGGCAUUAGCCCUUUUCCUGUACCGUCAACGCAAAGGAAGUCGCCGAGGGGUCACGCUCGGUAAGCCAGACAUCAAGGUGGAGACGAUAAACAAAGAGACCCACAGCCUGGAGGAAGACUCAGGCAGCGUCUCCACAGCAACGCGCAUGGUCAAGGCUAUGUACUCCGAUCCUUUUGGAGAGGUUCUCCGAAGAACUGUCACGGAACGGUUCCUGGUUCUGAGGCCCAGUGGGAGCUUAAGUGUCCAAUCACAUUUCCCUCUCAGCUUCUGGACAUGCCCCAAGAGUGUGCAGCCCUUUAAAGAUGACAUCGACCUCAAGCAGGAGCUCCGCAGCGACACACUGGAUACACGCCAGGACUAUGAGCUCAAGGACCCGACGAAUGGCUAUUACAACGUGCGAGCCUCCACCCACGAUGAAGGCCGCCCUGCUUCCCGCUCGAUGCACUAUUCAGAGUACCGCUCCUCCAACCAACCAGGGGGAGCUGCAGCAGUUAGCAGCAGCUCAGGUGCCCCUGGAGCUACAGCAGGUCCCGGUACACCAAGCAGCUUGGCCCCAGGGUCACGAGCUGGCUGCUACGACCCCCGACCUCCUUCUAGACUGUCGCACAACAGCUACGCCCAGUUCAACACAUUCAGCCGGCCCGGGCAGACGCAGCAGCCUCCGCCCAGCUCCGGUCCACAGACGGGCGACUUCCCAGCAGACUGCGGUCUCCUGGACUCCACCCCACAGCUGGCCUACGACAACUACAGCUACCCAGCACACUACCCCACGUAUAGGUUGGGCUUUGCCCCGUCCAGCCUGGCUACAUUGGAAGGUGGGCCAGCAUACGAGAUGUAUAGCGUGGGGCCGAGCGUGGGUGCUGCCGGCUCCGCCACCACCCCGGAGACCGGACUGGGGAAGUAUGGCAGCUCCACGCGCUUUUCCUACACCUCCCAGCAUUCCGAUUACUCCCACCGGCACACGCAGAGGAUGCAGACGCACGUGUGAGCAAGGAGGGUCCUGACCCGUUGCACUGCUCUUCAUUGCUUCAGUACACUCACUCAUCCACACACACAUACACACACACACACACACACUUACAUGGGAGGAAGUUGGGUAGGAAGGAAGGAUGGAAAGUAGGAAACAGAUGAGAACAGAGCCCGAGAGACAAGAGGACAGGGUGGUAUUAGAUGAGAUGAGAAGAUUUUUCUUUGCGUCCUUCCUUGCUUUUUCCUUAGCUCAAGAAGCUGACAGCGAAAGUCACAAUCAAGAUGAAAACAGACUAGCAUCAAUGAAAGAUCUAAGAUCUUCACAAUGCUGAUUAAGUCGGCUAAUCUAUGAAUUAGUGGGCUCGCGGUUGGAACUUGAGAAAUGAAGGAAGCCUCAUUGUUCGUCAGUGUGAAAAGAGUACACUAUAUGGCAGAGGUGAUCAUGAAAGAGUUAGUUAUGGAUUCUCUUGAAUGGCUUCUUCAACUCGUCUUUACACCUUUGUGAUGCUAAUAUAAAGGAAGAAACUGUUAGAAAGCAACACAGCAGAGAUGGCACCCAGAUGAGAAUUGGAGUGGUUCAAUGAUAGUUACUGUACUCUUAAUAUGGACCUUCUUGAAUUCCUCCCUUCUGGCUCUGAGCAAAUGCAGACAAAUUAGCAAACAGAGAGCACAAUGCUAUUUACCAUAUAUUCUUGGUUACCAAAGCAUGUAUAAUUAACUGGAAACAACUUUCAGUACUCUUAGCCGCUUAACCUGUUAAUUAGUAUCUAACCAGCUAUCUAGCUUGCUAAGCUACCUCAAAAAGUGGGCUGCUAGCCUUACCGUUCAGCGACUAGUGUGGAACUAACCAGUGUUCAGUAGUCACCUUUAAUUGCCUAGCUCAGUUGUCUGAGGCAGGAUGCUGUGUCAUUCUCAAUAAUCAGUCUAAAUUGAUUAAAUAGAGCACUUCUAAGCCAUCUAUUGUUAAAAAAUAAAGAAAGAAAGAGAGAGAAUUUAGCAUCAGGUGGGAAAGGAGACCAGUUCAGGAAGCCAUUCGACAGUCAUCAGACAUGGUCAAUGGCAGCCAUCGUUCUUGCCGUCUUUUUCCACAGUGAGACAAACCAUUGGUUUGAAACCUCAGUUGGUGGAGUAUAUAGUGGGAUAUGGGGGAGGGGGCUUCAUAGUAGACCAUAUAUAUUUUUUCAUAGUGUUUUUACAUGGUGACUGAUUGAUCUUAGAGCACAUACAGUGUAAUUGCGUAUAUAUGUCUGAAUUCCCCACUCUUUUCCAUGGUGCUUCUGUAGUGGGGCCUUUGUUUGCACUGCAUUCCAGUAUUCUAUCAUAAAUUACCCUUAUAAUCUACCUGUAAUCUCUCAUUUGCACACUAGACUAGAGUGUUUUGAAUAUUCCCGAAAUACAGAAUUAUUUUUUCUCAUAUUUCUGUAAGGAAUUGUGGACCAAAGGUUCAUUGUUAGAGUAUCAGUCUUUAUUUGGGUGAUAUUCACCUUAACAAACAAGGAAAUAUGCAGAUUUGUUUGUUUUUGUCCUUUCGAGACUCAGUAACGAGUGGCAAAAAGGUGUUUUGAAGGGUCGGAGAUUUCAGAGGUCUUAAACCUUAUGAUCCAGCCUUAGGUACACAUACUGAUCUAAGAUCAGGCUGCUAUGCCAUCACCUUCGUAUAAAAGAUCAUCAGAAACCAAGUUGAACUGAUUCAGUGCUAAUCCAGAAUGGAUCUUCUGACAUUUUCUGGUUCCUGGGCUCUAACCCAGAGAACUGAAUGUUCAUACAUAUACCGUAUAUUGUGAUUUGAAGUUUAUCUCUCUACCUUAUAGAUUGGAGACUCUUCCUACACAUAUAUUCACUCCUGCUAUUUGUGCCAAUGCAGGUGGCUACUUUAUUGGAAACAUUUUUUGACCAAUAAAGUAAAGAAAAUAAAAAGAACUAAAAGAAAUAGAAAACUACCUUUUGGAGAGUUGGUCUUCAGACACAAAAAUGCCUCAGACAGAUUCUGAAGGAGAUAACCGUCCACGAUGGUGACAAGGAUGAAGACAAUCCAUCUUGACUGGUUCUCCAACCAAGAAACGAUGGGUUCCUCUUCAUCCGAGUUUCAAUACCUUUUCACAGAGUCCUGUAAAUAUUUUCCCACGUGUAACUCCUAUUCCAAGUAUUACUUUAGGUCAUCCAAUGUGAUGCACUCUUUAAAAUGCAGUAUUGUUACAUUUCAAUGGUGCGAGGGAAAAUUGGCAGGAGGACUGUGCAUCGGCAGCGGGACUUUUUUUUAAUGAUCCAUGAUAAAAACGGAGGAAAAUGAACUGGGUUCAGUUUGGACGGAGGCCGGUCCAGAGCCAAAGAGUGUUCAGAAGAGCAAGAUGCUCGUCAUCAUCAGAAAACACCUUUAUACCUGCCUGAGCUGUCAAUCAGACGGUCGCCAUGGCGCAUUUGUUUACUUCGACAGCGGGAGAAACGUCUGGAGGGGUCGUGGCCUAACCUACCAGAUCCACCUUUCUCCAGCGCCUUUCUAAAAGGAUUGAAGCGCCAUGAAAUCUCGAUGAGCGAAACACGAAGGUGUUUGUUGGUUUUAAAAAAAGAGUGGCCUUAGGAAAACAUGACUUUUAUAAUCCCUCACCUUAUAAGCCAGUUUAAGGGCAGAGUUCAACGACAGUGAUGGUAUGACAAGUGUGUGCGCGUGCGUGUCUCUCUUUAUGUAUGAAUAUCUUUAUGUAAUCAUUUACUUUCCCCAAGUUCCUGCUCCAAUACUUUUAUUCUGCUGGUAGGACUGUAUCCUGUAUAAGUGUGUCUUAGAAAACAAAAGUUGACUGUACUGUUCUUCGUAGCUGAAAUGUUCUACAGCUGUACAACAGAAGUUAAUUUUCCAUUUUUUUUAUUUCAUUUUAAUUUUUUUUCCAAUAUUUUUUAAAAAAAUGUUAUGUAAUUAUUUUUUCACAGUAUAUCAGAAAUAAAAGCACUGUUUUUAUAA